Schizophyllum commune H4-8 is the source of this 2022-nucleotide messenger RNA. RefSeq lists its product as uncharacterized. The record is from RefSeq and is a predicted model, not a curated record. The transcript has 4 exons. Bases 1 to 2022 code for a protein of 673 amino acids. NCBI's taxonomy places the organism in Eukaryota, Fungi, Basidiomycota, Agaricomycetes, Agaricales, Schizophyllaceae.
AUGAGAAGCCUCCUCAUAGCACUGGAACGUCUCGCUCGCGAUCCCGAAUGCAACUCUAGCAAAACGCACCUGGCCGAAGCUCAGACCAUCCUUCGUCGAGGACAAGCGCUGCGACUACUACGCGAGGACUUCCAGCCGUCUGACUUCUCCUCUCUGGUCAAGGGCAUGCGAGGCUGGUACGCACAAACGAUCGGGGACAUGCUCCUAUGCUACGCUAUCUGGUUCAGUGUAUCGACUUCCAAGAAGUACGCCGCUCUAGCUGAAUACGCACCCGCGUCAUUCUCCGACGUUUUCCGGUGGCUCGAGCUAGUCCAUCCAAGGAAUAACUGUCUCCACCAAGGGUACCCUGACCGGAGUGACGUCUGCUUUCCCCUAUCGCAGUUCUUCGUUUUCACUGAUGAUCUCAUGCGCGGGAUGUAUCCAUACCUAGUCGACCAUCCCCACAGCCUGCGCCUUAUCCUUGACCUGUGGCUGAACCAGAGCAGAUACAUUCGUGUCACUGCGUUCCAGGCUGCGGGGAUGAUGUGUAACUUCGCAAACGCUUCGCUGCAGCUUUUCGAGGAGAUGUCCAAGGCCGAGGGCGGACAAGACUACUUCGUGGGCGAGAUGCUACGCCUUUUCAAGGGACACAGCCGGCGUCGGGUCCUGCGCGCUAUCUGCGAGAACGUGUCUUUUCUCCGAAAACUCAAGCCUAAAGAGGAUGUCUUUAAGGCUUGGGGAAAUCAGUUAGGACUAGCCAGAACGAUCGUAGGAACACCGCAUUUCAGCGGCAUCGUGGCGCCUAAGGUCUUCGUUGACAUGUUGAUCUCCGCUGCGAUUUACGCGACGCAAUUCCCCACAGAGAGACGCAUGCAGCAUACUGCAAACGAAGCUCUGCGGAUGCUCGACACGCUUUGCUGGCAGUCCCCGCAUACUGUGAACCUGUCUCGCGCGAUCAAAGCGGGCGUAUUCUCAUUGCUUGUCGACUAUGCGAAGAUGCGGCGCCUCACCGGCAGCGAGGCCUCUGCCGAUAACGACUUCGUAGUGAAGCUGGCAUCGACGCUCACGCAGGCGACGAUAGUCAGGGCAUUCCACGCGCGCCACAACGAUUUGCUGUCUCCCGAGUCUCCCGAUGCGUUUGUCGAAGAGAAGUUCAGGAGCGUGCUCCGCGCUUACAGGACCCUCUGGCCACAGUUUGCUCUCUUACAGCAGUCAAAAGACUGGAAGCAGAGUAUACCUUGCUCCCUUUCCACGCAUCCCCCGCAUUUCUCUUCUAACCUUCGAUUCUGCCGCUGCGGACAGCGCGCGUACUGUUCGGAGGGAUGUCAGCGCGAGGACUGGCAAGAAUACGGCCAUCAUCGAAGAUGCGACUGGCGCCAAUUUCCCUCGGAUCGCGAUGGCAUUACCGACCCCAAGAACGUCCUCUUUCGCUUGUGGCUUGCGAAGCGUGUGAUAGAGCGGAACAGUGUCGCCAUUGCCAUGGUAAUCAACGCGAGCUGGAGAGAAGCUGAGAAACAGAUAUACUCGUCCGAUCCUUUCGAGCUACCCCAUCCGUUCAUCGUGGUAGACCUGACGGACGUCCCGCCCGAUCAUCGCGCCGCGGACGACUUCGCCUUCCGCUGUGAAGUUAGGGCCGUGGUGGUGGACAAGCUGCCCGAGCUCGUCCACGCUUACGACGACUUUCAUGAUCCGUACGACAUCCACUAUGAUACCUGCGAUGCCGAGCACGACGCUGGCGAUGCCCCACACGACUCUGGCGAGGCCCGCCAUGACUCUGCCGAUGCCCACGACGCCCACCAGGACAUCAACGAUGCCCACCAGGAGCCGAGCCAGCCAGACGCGGCCGACGCCUCUCCGAUUUCCUUUGUCUGCAUGCCGCCUUCAGCGCUGACGCGCGUGAAGUUCCGCGUCGGAGACCACGCCCUGGAGCGUUUCGUGCCGUACAUGUUCGAUUGGGCGUCUUGUCUGGUGGAGACGACGAAGAUGCAGGGUUGCCGAGUAGUGCUGUCGGAGCCUUGCGACGCAUCUGACUGGACCUAUUGA